Molecule: messenger RNA, 567 nt
Organism: Hirsutella rhossiliensis
Lineage: Eukaryota; Fungi; Ascomycota; Sordariomycetes; Hypocreales; Ophiocordycipitaceae
Product: CUE domain-containing protein
Exons: 2
Coding region: 1-567 (188 amino acids)
Molecular function (GO): ubiquitin binding
Source: RefSeq, a predicted model, not a curated record
AUGUCCAACGACCAAAUAUCGCUGCCGUACCUGGCAGCCAUCCUGGUGCUGUCGGGCCUCAUAAUUCGGUACUUGUUCUUCGCUGGGCCUCCGGCUCAACGGCCUCCGCCAUCUCCUGAGGCCUUUCUGAGGGCUAGGGAGGCCGCCGUGGAAAGAAUCCAGCAAAUGUUUCCGCAGGCCGACAGGAGAAGCAUACUCUGGGAUCUGCAACGGAACGGCGGAAGCAUUCAGAGCACCACGGAGCGGAUUCUCGCUGGUAGCCUAGAAACGCCCCCCGUUACGUUUCAACCAGCACCAGCACCCGGCCAAGCGACGCCCAGCGCGAGCGCCGGGCCGGCGACGAGAGCGCCCGAGAAGUCGGUACAGCCGGAUCUGAUUACGCGAUACAAGCUCGAAGCAAAGCUGAAAGCGCCUGUUGAGGGGGGCGAGAAGGACGGAAAAGGAUGGAGCUCAAACAGGGACGAGCGGCAGUCGUCGCUGCAGCGGAGACGAGACGAGAUGAUUCUGGCAGCACGACGCAAGAUGGAGUCCAAGAUUGCCGCCGAGAAGGCUGCGCAGGGUAGCUGA